AUGGCCGUCGCAUUGCGCACUCGCAGGACUGAGGCCAUGCACGACUCCGGCAUGUUCUUCGUCAACGAGGCCAUCGAGCGGCAGUCGGAGUAUGUCCUCGCCUGCCUCGAUGACCAGGAGCUCCUCAAAGCCACUUCGCAGUGGAUGUUUGAGGCUGACAUCUUCCGUGCGGCCACGCAUCACCAGCGGCGCACCUACAACCUCUCUCAAGCCGCCUUCAUUCUCUUCCCUUUCCUGCCAUUCAUCAGCGUGCACAUGCCAAAGAGCUGUCGCCUGCCCGACGGCACCCGAGGCAAAGGCUGGACAGGGCACGACGAGCGGCUAAGGAUGCUGCGGCGGGAGAUGGAGGCUGCCGGGAUCUCCAAGCCCGCCGUCCUGACCUGCACCUGCGUCAUGCAGCACUCCCUCUUUGACGAGCUCUACGCGUGGCUGCAGUCACGGCCAAAUCUUGUGCAACUCGCACACAUGGAGCGCUCCAAACCCGCGUCGGCCUCGGACCGCGUCGUCGUCGUGCCGUACCACGCUGGCAACGAGUCGUACAGCGACGAUUGCAGGAGCGACGGUAGCAUCUACUGGGCAGGCAGUCCGUCAGUGGCCAACCGCAACGCGACCAUCGUGCGCCGCUGGAUCGUGAGGCUUGGCAAGCAGAACAGCAGCGGCAAGAUGCGCGUCUUCCCCAGCUUCCGAGCCUGCGGGUACAAGAGAGACGACCGCUUCUGCUAUAACCGAGCUUGCAAGGGGGGCGCCUGCUCCGAGUCGGUUAGCCUCAAGUCGAUGGCGGAUUGCUCGCGCGCAGUGGCCGCGAAUCCGAGAUGUGGCCACAGCUUCUCGUUUGGCAAGGACGGCUGGUGCGAUUGCGUUCCCCCGGGCAAGCCGUGCUUGCCAAAGCGAGGUGCUGGGUACAAGUUUGGCCAGCACGCAAAGGGGGUGAUGCGGCGAGAGAUGGCGGCGGCGCAGUUCUGCCUCGUCCCGGAGGGCGACUCGCCGGACUCGAGCAGGGUGUACGACGCUGUGAUGCAGCUCUGCAUCCCGGUCCUGCUGAGGCUGUGGCAGCGGGCCUCGGUCACCGUGCCAGCGAGGCGAUUCCUCUCAAUGGGCGAGCAGGCGUUGCAAGCAGAGGUCCGCGCGCAGCCGGUGCGGUGCGCCGACCUGAGAGCGCUCCGCAAGGCCAUAACGGCGCGGAGCAUCCUUGCUCGGCUGGCGGCGGACGUGCGGUGGCUAAUGCGACCUAAUGCCAGCGACGAUGCACUCCCGAGGUUCGUCGUUGGCCACGUGGGCUGA
This is a messenger RNA of Emiliania huxleyi CCMP1516, 1281 nucleotides long. RefSeq lists its product as hypothetical. Bases 1 to 1281 code for a protein of 426 amino acids. The transcript has 6 exons. The record is from RefSeq and is a predicted model, not a curated record. Lineage: Eukaryota; Haptophyta; Isochrysidales; Noelaerhabdaceae.